Messenger RNA from Rhizophagus irregularis DAOM 181602=DAOM 197198, 4770 nucleotides. RefSeq lists its product as uncharacterized. Lineage: Eukaryota; Fungi; Glomeromycota; Glomeromycetes; Glomerales; Glomeraceae. Gene Ontology annotation, cellular component: nucleus; small-subunit processome; nucleolus. The record is from RefSeq and is a predicted model, not a curated record. Gene Ontology annotation, molecular function: RNA binding; protein binding. Gene Ontology annotation, biological process: rRNA processing.
AUGGAUAUGCAGGAGAAUAAACAAAUGUUUGUACGAAAUAAAAAUAUGAAAACAGAAAAUGUAGAUUUUCCAAGGGGUGGUAGCGCCUCUGAAUAUUCUGUUAAAAAUGGGAAGGAAAGAAAUCACCAGGAUGACCUUUUAUUUAAUCGUCAAAACAAUAGAUCAUCGGAUGAGGAGAUAGAAAAACCCGUUAAAAAGAAGAGAAAAUUAAAACCAUCAAAACUAGCAAAAGAUUCGGCUUCUAAUUUUGAUAUUAAUGAUAAUAAAUUAAAAAAUGAAAAAAGUUCAGUGGAAUUAUUAUCAAUUCAUCAUCUUAAUGUUGGAUCAUAUUUCUUGGGUCGAAUUGUAAAAAUAAAUUCUAUGAAUUUAGUUGUAUCUCUUCCAUGUCAAAUGAUAGGAUACGUUUCAAUAAAUGAAAUUUCUCGACCUUUAUCUAAAAUAAUUGCCAAUAUUGCGGAUUCUGAAGAGGAUGACGAAGAUGAGAAAGAAAAUGAUGAAAACAUAUUACCAGAAUUAUCUUCGUUAUUCAAAAUAGGUCAAUGGGUUCGAUGUAAAGUUUCUCGUAUUGAAACUCCAGAUGAUAAGAAAGCUACAUCAAAACAUUGGCGUGUUCAUUUAACAUUAGUUCCAGAUGAAGUUAAUUCUGAUAUAAUAUCUACUGAUUUAUCGAAAGGAAUGGUUAUAUCAGCGUCUGUUGAAAGUGUUGAAGACCAUGGAUAUAUUCUUUCCAUUGGGUUGGAUGGUAUAGAUGGAUUUUUGCAUAAUGAAGACGCGAAAAAUUAUAUAAAGAGUUAUAAUAAUGGUAAUGAACUUACAGUUGGACAAGUCAUUACCGUUAGUGUUAUUAAAAUAUUAGAUAAUAAACGAACUGUUAAGGUUACGGCAAAUCCGGAGAUUGUUGCAAAAACGAAAAUUUCUGAUGCUGAAGUACACAACAUUUGUUCGCUUCUCCCUGGAAAUUUGGUUACAUCAGUUGUGUCAGAUAUAUGUUCUAAUGGCAUACGCGUAAAGAUAAUGGGACUUCUGGAUGGAGUAAUUGAUUUAUUUCACGCUAACCCAAAAAUUAUGACAAACCUCCAAGAGUUUCAUGAUAAUUUUAAAGUUGGAAAAAAAAUUCAUGGAAGAAUUAUUUAUGUUUCUUUUACAACUGAGGCUAAAAGAAUAAGGUUAUCUCUAUUACCUCACGUUGUUGAAUUGAAACAACAUUGUUCAGAUAUUGACAAUGAAUUAUCAAUUGACGAGGCUCCUGUAGGAAAAAUAAUUGAAAAUGUUACUGUUAAGAAAGUUGACGGUCGUAAAGGUGUUUUAUUAGAAAUAGAAAAUUUGAAUAUUAAUGGAUAUGUUAAAUUUAAAUCCGGAUCAGAUCCAAAUCAUAGUAAUGAAUUAACUCCAGGUUCAACUCAUCGUGCUCGAGUGAUUGGAUUUGCAGCAUUUGAUAACCUUUUAUUGUUAUCAACAAAAAAAUCUGUCCUUGAACAAAAAUAUUUUAGAUUUGAUGAUGUUAAUAUCGGAGAUGUUACUCAGUGUAAAAUUGUGAAUAUUAUAGAAAGUGGAAUUUUGGUUUCAUUAUCUGAUAAUAUAACUGCAUUAGCACCUAAUAUACACCUUUCUGAUACGUCAUUAACUCAUCCAUCACAAAAAUUCAAACUUGGAACUACACAUAAGUGUCGAGUUCUUAAUAAGGAUCCGUCAAACAAUUAUAUCUACGUCACCUUCCGUCCCAUACUAAUAAAUUCAGAUCUGCCAAUUUUUAAAUCAUUUAAUGAUGUAAAAGUCGGAAUUGUUACUCAUGGGAUUAUAUACGGCAUAAUAGGACAAGGUUGUAAUGUAUAUUUCUUUUGCGGUAUGAAGGCCUUUGUACCAAUUAAUCAAUGUGGUAUUGAAGGUAUAAAAGAUACAAAGCAUCACUUCCAUAUUGGACAGAUUGUAAAAUGUAAGAUCACGAAAAUUGUCAAUGAUAAGGAAUUAAUUAUGGGAAGUUUCCAGAUUAAUGAUAUGACGAAUAGUGACCUAAGUGAGAUUAAUUGCGGUGAUAUGAAAAAAGGAAAAAUCUUACAAAUUAAAAAUGAUGAAAUAAUAUUAUCUCUUAUACCUUCACAAAUCCGUGCACAUCUUCCCAUUUCUCAUUUUACAGAUCACAUAACUCCUUCUCACUUAUCACGCAUUAAAGAACAAUUACGAAUUGAUGAAGUUUUAAGUAAUUUAAUGGUUAUUGCAAAAAAUGAACAAAAGGGUUUUGUUAAUGUGACAAAAAAACCUUUAUUAAUCGAAGCGAAAAAGAAUGGCAAGCUCCCAGAAAAUUUGGAUGAAAUUGAAGAAGGAAGCUUUGUUUGUGGGUAUGUAAGAAGUGUUACGGAUUAUGCUGUUUUCGUAGGAUUUUUAGGGGGAUUUAGCGCUAGGGCUACAAGAGAAAGACUAGCAGAUCAUUAUAUUGCCAGCCCAGUUGGAAUUUUUCAUGUUAAUCAAUCGGUUAUCGGUUUGAUAACGCGUAUUGAUAAAGAAACAUCGAGAUGUGAAAUUUCAUUAAAACCGUCAGUAGUUUCCAAUAACAAAUAUUUACCUUUUAUUAAUAAAGGUAAUUUUAUUAAAUCUUAUUUUGAGGAACUUCUACAUACAAACAAAAAAUCGUUGAAUCAGGAAGAAACGAAAGUGAUGUUAGGGGAGCGUGUAAAGUGUGUGUUAAAGAAAAGAUUAUCAUCUGAACAAGAUGAGGAUGAUUUAGAUAUGGUUAAUGAUGAUCAUGGGGGUUGGAAAGUUGUGGUCAUUCCGAAUAAUGAGAAUUCCCAUGAAAAGAAGAUUAAAGGAUUUAUUAGUGAAGAGCAAGCUAAUACUAAUAACGAUAUUAAAGAAGGUGAUCAAAUAGAGGGAAUCAUUCUUGACAUGGAUAUUAAAGGAAAGAAUGUUGAUUUGGGUAUUAGACCUGAAUUGUUUCCAUCUUUCGAAAAAAAUGGAAAACGUAAAAACAAGAAUUCUACUGGUGAUGGCGUUAGUAGAAAAGAACUGAAAAAACUUUUAAAUGAAAAAACAUCGAUCGAUGCAAUAAUAGAACAAGUCAAAGAAGAUUAUAUUAUUGUAUCAUUACCAAAAUAUUCUAAUACUAUAGCAUUCGCGGCUUCAAAAACCUUUAAUAAUCGUUCCCCUCCUUUUAUAAAAUAUCAAUUCGGGCAAACUAUAAAAGUUCAAAUAACUCACGUACCUCGCCAUCGCAAGAAAUCCAACAAUAAUUCAGAAGAUAAUUCAUCCAAUCAUCACAAACAUACUUUACAAUAUCGAGUUCUGGUAACUAUUUUAACGGACAGAGAUGACAAAUUAAUAAUAUCUGGAAUCAAAACAAUUGAUGAUUUUUCUGAAGGUCAAGUAAUUAAAGGUACUAUUUCAGGUGUGGAAAAUUAUGGAAUAUUUAUAAAGAUCAAUAAUAGUGUUGUAAGUGGAUUAUGUCAUAAAUCCAAAAUAUCCGAUGAUUUUGUUAAUGAAUUGAGCGACUUGUUUAAAAUUGGAGAUAAAGUCAAAGCGAAGAUUUUAAAUAUUGACAAAGAGAAACAAAAUGUUGGCUUUGUUAUGAGGAAGAGUUAUUUCGAUAGUGAUGAUGAUCAAAUGGAUACAGAUGAAGAUGGAAUUGAACAAGAGGAUUCAGAGGAUGACCAAAUGGAGAUUGAUGAAGAUAAAUCUAGAUCAAUAAAUUUACAAUGGGAAACUGAUUCAGAUGAACAAGAUAGUGAUAAUGAUGAAAGCGAAGAAAAUAUAACCCAGUCACAAAAUGAACAGAAUGAUGACGCGCCACUAUCUAUUUCAAGUCCUUGGAAAUGGAAAGAGAGUGACGAUGAUGACUCUAAUAAUAAUCAAACUCAGGAAGAAACUCCACCAAGUUCUUCGGAUCAUGAAUUAGAAAAUGAUCAAAAGAAAAAGCAUAAGAAGAAAAAAUCCAAACAGCCUGAAAUCGAGGACAAAACUGGUGAUUUAAUGAAGCAAAAGCCCGAAGUUAGUGCUGAUUACGAAAGAUUAUUAUUAGGGUCACCAAAUUCUUCAUAUUUAUGGAUCCAAUAUAUGUCCCAUUUAUUGAAUUUGUCAGAAUUUGACAAAGCAAGAGAAAUCGGUGAAAGGGCUUUAAAAACCAUUAACUACAAAGAGGAACAGGAAAAGAUGAAUAUAUGGAUCGCUCUAAUGAAUUUAGAGAAUAAUUAUGGAAGUGACGAAACUAUGGCUGGAGUUCUUAAAAGAGCUCUUCAAGCUUGUAAUCAAAAGAAAAUUUAUAUGACUCUUGUAGAGGUUUAUGAAAAGUCGAAUAAGUUUGAGCUUGCUGAACAAACUUACCAUACGAUAACUAAGAAAUUUUCGCAAAGCUCUAAAGUUUGGUAUAAGAUGGGACUAUUUUAUAUUCAACGUGGUAAGAUUGAAGCAUUUAGAAAUUUAUUACAAAAAAGCCUAAAGAGUUUACCAAAACGAAAACAUAUUAAGACAAUUACUAAAUUCGCUCGAAUGGAAUUCAAAUAUGGCGAGGCUGAAAGAGGACGGACUAUAUUUGAAGGGAUGAUGAAUAACUAUCCUAAAAGACUUGAUUUAUGGUCAAUUUAUAUUGACAUGGAAAUUAAAGCUGGAGUCGAUGAUAUUGUCAGACGUCUAUUUCGACGUGUUGUAAACUUGAAGUUUUCAACCAGACAGAUGAGAUUUUUGUUUAAAAAAUGGUUGAAAUUCGAAAUGGAACAUGGUAAUGAUGAACAAAUUGAAGAGGUCAAAGAAAAAGCUAAAACCAUUGCUGAAAGCAUGAAUUGA